GGCUGGAUGGGGAUGAGGUUUGAGGAGCUAUGGUUGGGUAGACGUUUGGGUUUGGGGAACAGAAAUAUCCUAAAGUCGGCUUCCAGUGGCAUUGGGAGCAAAGGGGUCUGCAGCCCGUGUUGAGCUAGGUAUUUGAAAUGGCUUUGUCAGUGACCCAUUGGCAGUUUUGCUUCACCUCUGAGGAAGACCUUGUUGUACAUUUGAAAACAUAACUUUGCUCAGACAUGAUUUUCUGUUGAGUUCUUGGAAGUUUUAUGUGUGUGAUUUGUGUGUAUGUCUGCUGGCUUCACUUGGCGUUGGCAGGUGGACAAGAUUGUGGACCAGCUGCAGCAAUUAAUGCAGGUGUAUGACCUGGCUGCUCUUCGGGAUUACUGGAACUACCUGGAGCGGCGGCUCUUUAGCCGCUUGGAGGACGUGUACAGACCCACCAUCAACAAGCUGAAAACCAGCCUGUUCCGCUUUUAUCUCGUCUACACAAUCCAGACAAACAGAAGUGACAAGGCUCAGGAGUUCUUUGCAAAGCAGGCCUCGGAGCUCCAGAACCAGGCUGAGUGGAAGGAUUGGUUUGUCCUGCCCUUCCUGCCAUCCCCAGACACCAACCCCACCUUCGCCACCUACUUUUCGCGCCAGUGGGCCGACACCUUCAUCGUGUCCCUGCACAACUUCCUGAGUGUCCUGUUUCAGUGCAUGCCAGUUCCUGUAAUCCUGAACUUUGAUGCGGAGUGCCAGAGGACCAACCAGGUUCAAGAAGAGAAUGAAGUUCUGCGCCAGAAGCUGUUUGCACUGCAAGCCGAAAUCCACCGACUGAAGAAAGAGGAGCAACAGCCAGAGGAGGAAGAGGCCUUAGUCCAGCACAAAUUGCCUCCUUAUGUCUCCAACAUGGACCGCCUGGGAGACUCAGAACUAGCCAUGGUGUGCAGCCAGAGGAACGCCUCCCUCUCCCAGUCGCCGCGCGUGGGCUUCCUGUCCUCGCUGCUGCCUCAGAGUAAGAAGAGCCCCUCAAGGUUGUCGCCUGCCCAGGGCCCCUCUCAGACUCAGAGCUCGGCCAAGAAGGAGUCCUUCGGCAGCCAGACCGCCAAGGGCAGGGAGCCGGCCAGCGCGCCCAAGGACGGGAAGAGCCUCUUCGGCGGGCUGGCCCCUGGGGAGUCCAGCUGGUCGCAGCACCGGCAGCGGCGCCUGCAGGACCACGGCAAGGAACGGAAGGAGCUCCUCUCCAUGACUUUGCAGUGUGCGGAGAAGAAGCCCGAAGCUGGUGGCCCAGAGGCAGAGCCCUGCCCGGAGCCCCAUGUGGAGGUGCUGGAGACGCUGACGCGGGUGCCCACUGCCGGCCCUGAGGGUGGGGGGGUCCGCCCCGAGCAGCCGUUCAUCGUGCUGGGGCAGGAGGAGUACGGGGAGCACCACUCUUCCAUCAUGCACUGCAGGGUGGACUGCUCAGGGAGAAGGGUCGCCAGCUUGGAUGUGGAUGGGGUCAUCAAAGUGUGGUCCUUCAACCCCAUCAUGCAGACUAAGGCGUCCUCUAUCUCCAAGUCACCGCUGCUCUCUUUAGAAUGGGCCACCAAGCGGGACAGGCUGCUGUUGCUGGGCAGUGGUGUGGGGACAGUGCGCCUCUACGACACGGAAGCCAAGAAGAACCUCUGUGAAAUCAACAUCAAUGAUGAUAUGCCCAGGAUCCUGUCUCUCGCGUGCAGCCCCAGCGGGGCCUCUUUCGUCUGCUCGGCUGCAGCUUCGAGCCUCACUGCCCACGUGGACGUGUUGGCACCAGACAUUGGCAGCAGGGGCACCAACCAGGUUCCGGGCAGGCUGCUGCUCUGGGACACGAAGACCAUGAAGCAGCAGCUCCAGUUCUCCCUGGAUCCGGAGCCCAUCGCCAUCAACUGUACGGCCUUCAAUCACAAUGGGAACCUGCUGGUCACGGGGGCAGCUGACGGCGUCAUCCGGCUGUUUGACAUGCAGCAGCACGAGUGUGCUAUGAGCUGGAAGGCCCACUGCGGGGAGGUCUACUCCGUGGAGUUCAGCUACGAUGAGAACACUGUGUACAGCAUCGGCGAGGACGGGAAGUUCAUCCAGUGGAACAUCCACAAGAGCGGCCUGAAGGUGUCCGAGUACGGCCUGCCCGCCGACGCCACGGGCCCCUUCGUGCUGUCCGGCUACAGCGGCUACAAGCAGGUCCAGGUGCCCCGGGGCCGACUCUUCGCUUUCGACUCGGAGGGCAAUUACAUGCUGACGUGUUCUGCCACGGGGGGUGUCAUCUACAAGCUGGGCGGGGAUGACAAGGUUCUGGAGAGCUGCGUGAGCCUGGGCGGCCACCGCGCCCCUGUGGUCACUGUGGACUGGAGCACAGCCAUGGACUGCGGGACCUGCCUCACUGCCUCCAUGGAUGGCAAGAUCAAGCUGACCACCCUCCUAGCCCAUAAAGUCUGACGGGACCCGCCCCGAGGGUCACCCACAGAAGCUGUAUUAUCCUAGUAUGCGGGCAGAGAAGACAGGCGAAGAGGAAGCUCCCCUCACGGCCCCCUGCCGGGUGGGCAGUCUUCUGGGAGAGGUUGCCCAGAGCGCUUGGGCACUGUCCAGAGACUCCACUGGAUGGGAGCCACGUGCAGUGGUGGCACGUGCUCCCCAGGCAUGGGCUUGCUGGGCCUGCCAGCAGCGGGCUCCAGAUGGCAGGGGAACGCUCAGGAAGAAGGAGAAGCGUUGUGGUGGCUGCUCUGUUGGCCCAGAAGAGAUUGCAAGUAUUUUGUAUAUAUUUGCUCAGUUUUCUUUUUUAAAAAAAGAAUGCUCUUGUGGUCA
Bubalus bubalis (water buffalo) is the source of this 2787-nucleotide messenger RNA. It is a transcript of the gene WDR91, whose product is annotated as WD repeat domain 91. Gene Ontology annotation, biological process: early endosome to late endosome transport. The coding region runs from base 274 to 2421 and encodes 715 amino acids. Gene Ontology annotation, molecular function: phosphatidylinositol 3-kinase regulator activity; protein binding. Gene Ontology annotation, cellular component: late endosome membrane; early endosome membrane; extrinsic component of endosome membrane. The transcript is spliced from 15 exons. The record is from RefSeq and is a predicted model, not a curated record. NCBI's taxonomy places the organism in Eukaryota, Metazoa, Chordata, Mammalia, Artiodactyla, Bovidae.